CGUGGCAUGAUUUGCACCAAUUGCAAAGGAGAAGUCCCUUCGGUUUUAGUGAAUCAUCGGACCUCCACGUCUACGGAUAAAGAUCCUCGUCCUGCCACGUCAUCGUCUCUUUUCUCCCCUCUCGCCCCCAAACUUGAGCAUCAUCAAUUCGAGCCCAGCUCAAUUGUUUCGUGUUUUUCUCCUUUUUUAAAAAAAAAUCUUCUCCAACCAAAAUUCGAGCGGCUGAUUUUUGUAAGCUUUCAUGUAGAUGGCAGUUAAGCUACAGCGGCCGGGUCCUGUAUCGUUAAGCUCUUCAAACCCUUGUCUUUCGCGGAUGUCCACUCGAACCUCUAUUUCCUGCAGAAGGGUGGUAGAGUUGAAUUAUAUAUCAAACCGCUGGGGAAAUUCGAGGAGCAGGUUGUUUGAUGUUCUGGAGAGUAGGAACUACUUUCUUCAUAGAAAAUUUCUGGGAAACAAGAAGAUAAGCUGGUCUAAAUCACGGAGGACGAUGCAGCGUUUUCUCCUUGCAUCUGCUGACGAUGGAGUGGCUGUUAAUGGGAGCCCCCAGUCAAGAGCUAGCGAGGAUGUUGAAGACAUGAGGGCCAAACUCACUGGAUCACUACAAGAUGAGUACAACUGUGAUGAACUCAUCCAGUCUUUGCAUGAUGCUGCCAGAACUUUUGAACUGGCGCUUAAAAAGAAGAUUUCCUCUUCCAAAUUACCAUGGUUUUCAGCAGCCUGGCUGGGAGUGGAUAGAAAUGCGUGGGUCAAGACGUUUUCUUAUCAGGCUGCCGUGUAUUCCUUACUACAAGCUGCAAAUGAGGUUUCGUCUAGAGGAAACAACAGAGACAAGGAUCUUAAUGUCUUUGUACAAAGGAGUUUAUCUCGCCAAGCUGGUCCUCUUGAUAGUAUGAUGCGGGAUAAACUAUCCUCCAGUCACCCUGAAGCCAAUGAGUGGUUUUGGUCUGACCAAGUUCCUUCUGUGGUGACAUCUUUUGUGAAUUGCUUUGAGGGGGACCAACGAUUUGUUGCUGCUACUUCUGCUUAUGCCAAAGGCAAGUCCUCAGCUGCAAGCAACGAGAUUGAGGUGUCACUUCUCAUGCUUGUGCUGAAUUGCAUCGCCGCAGUCACAAAACUUGGCCCGACCAAACUUUCGUGCCCGCCCUUCUUUUCUGUGAUUCCAGAUACAACAGGAAGAUUGAUGGACAAAUUUGUUGACUUUGUUCCACUCCCUCAGGCCUAUCAUUCAAUAAAAAGCCUAGGUCUACGCCGAGAGUUUCUUGUUCAUUUUGGUCCCCGGGCAGCGGCAUGCAGAGUCAAAAGUGACUGCUCUACAGAUGAGGUUGUCUUCUGGGUCGAUCUAAUACAAAACCAACUGCUGCGGGCUAUUGAUCGGGAGAAGAUAUGGUCAAGAUUAACAACGUCUGAAAGUAUCGAGGUUUUGGAAAGAGAUUUAGCUAUUUUUGGCUUCUUCAUUGCCUUAGGCAGGAGCACGCAGUCUUUUUUAGCUGCAAAUGGUUUUAAUUCGCUGGAGAAUCCCGUGGAAGACCUUGUCAGGCACUUCAUCGGGGGCAGUCUCCUGCAAUAUCCUCAACUUUCUGCCAUCAGUUCAUAUCAGUUGUAUGUAGAGGUUGUCUGUGAAGAAUUAGAGUGGCUUCCUUUCUAUCCGAAUAAAAAGGAUUCCCAGCCAGCCGAACAAGCACAUGGGCAUAGAAGCAAACCACAAGGGCCACCUAAUUAUGAUGCUCUUCCUCAAAUAUUGAAUAUUUGCUCUUAUUGGCUACAGAGCUUUAUCAAGUACAGCAAAUGGCCAGAGAAUCCUUCUAAUGUCAAGGCAGCAAAAUUCUUAUCCAAGGGGCACAACAAGUUAAUUCAGUGCAAGGAAGAACUGGGGAUAUCAAGUUUGGCAGUAACGGAAGCAGGGUUUAUUGACAUGAAUGCGUUCUCAACUGAUAAAGAGUCUAGCUCAUUUGACAAGGCUCUAGAGAGUGUAGAUGAAGCUCUCGUGAGACUGGAAAGCUUGCUACAGCAGUUGCAUGCAUCAAGCUCAUCCUCUGGAAAGGAACAAAUAAAAGCCGCUUGCUCUGACCUAGAGAAAAUAAGGAAACUUAAGAAAGAGGCUGAAUUUUUAGAGGCGUCUUUCAGAGCCAAAGCAGCUUCCCUGCAAGAGGGAGAUGGUGACAGCGACUCUCAGGAGUCCUCCGAGGAACAAAAGCAGAAUCUGAAAGGAAAUGAGACAAAUAAUUCAUUCAACUCUGUAGAUCAAGGCACAAGGAAUCGUGGCUUCUGGGGUUUCUUUGAACGCCCUCCAAAGAGGAAGCCUGGCCCCAAGUUAUUGGCAGAUGGAUAUAUUGAGAGAGGCAGUGAAAACGAAGAUAGCGGAAAUUCCGAACCCAAUGAGAUCUAUCGGUUCGAACUUCUAAGGAAUGAACUGAUAGAGCUGGAGAAGCGGGUUCAAGGAAGUACGGAUGAGUCGGUAAAUGUAGAGGGAAGAACCUCUGAGGAUCCUCCUAAAUCUAUGAAAGGUGUGCAGUUGGUUCAGAGCUCCAAGAAAGAAAACGUCAUUGAGAAAACUAUCGACCAACUUAAAGAAACAACCACGGACGUGUGGCAAGGUACUCAGCUUCUUGCGUUUGAUUCAGCUGCUGCUAUGGAGCUGCUUCGGAGGUCUCUAAUAGGAGAUGAAUUGACGGAGAAAGAAAAGAAAGCUCUGCGCAGAACCAUGACUGACUUAGCAUCAGUUGUUCCAAUUGGUGUUCUUAUGCUUCUUCCUGUCACAGCAGUUGGUCAUGCGGCUAUGCUUGCUGCAAUUCAAAGAUAUGUGCCAGGCUUGAUACCUUCGACCUACGGACCCGAAAGGUUGAACCUAUUAAGACAGCUCGAGAAGGUCAAGCAAAUGCAAAAUGAAACGGAGCCCGAGGAAGGCAUUGAAGAAACAGAAUCAUGACUUAGAUCAAGAUACAAAAUCAGUUUAUACCUCAAGACUUCACUUUGUUCUAUAAUUCAUUGACAAGAGUUGCGCAUAGAGGAUCGCAUUCCAUGUGUCAGGUACGCCCGGUAGGCACCAGUGGCUGCAGUCUUGAGGAGCAUCAACAGGAGUACCUUGCUCUCGAUACCGAGAAGGAUGACCAUCUUUCCUAAACUCUGUCAGAUAUGUAAUGUUGAGAAACUUAACCUUACUAUGUUGAUAUCUCAUAUCUUCAAUUACAUCAUAGAUGUAUCUGUUGUGAGUUGCAUCAGGUUCCAUCUUCCUUUUAUCAGUCUCAGGCUCCAUCUCUGCAUCACAUAGACCACCCAAAUUCCAUGUCCCGUUUCUGUAAUGCACUGGAGAGUAGCUUCUGAAGAAGACAUGACUCUUGUCAGGAUCGAGUCUCUUUAAAACCCAUGACUUCCAUGUCUUCAAAGACUUCCCAAAUGCUUCCAUUACUCCCAUUGUCUUGUUCACUUUCCUUCCCUCCUCAAAAUAGCAUCCUGUUAACACGGUUUUGUCUUCGUUCCACCAGUGCCCUGUGUUGAAGACAAGAACAUCCGAUCCGACCCAUCUUUUCGAUUGCCAGUUGAAUUCGUCGACUCUCACAGUGGUUUUAAUCUCUUCAGUGGAGUUUUCCGGUGGCCGGCCAAUCACGACGAGAAAUGGUGUUCGAUGAUACUCAACUGUGAGGUUCUGCUGAGGGAAUCGCACCGAGAGAAAGCCCUUGUGUUUAGUUAUUGGGUUCCCGUUUACUUCAUAGAUUUCAGAUUUGUUAGGUAUUGCUUGUGAGAGCAUGCACAUUAGAGAUUCCCACUGGUUUCUUCCGAUGGAAUCUCCCACGAACACUAUCCUCCCGUUCCGACUCCUCUCCAGAAAAUCACUUGCAUUAAAUCGUGGAAGAUCGCAGCCGUGUGGUUGCCAUCGCCAAUGGAGAUAGCCAGAAUCAUUUCUUCCGUUCUUACGACAACGAAAACCGGAAUCAAGAAAGCGACACUCUUCUCCGUAUAAUAAUCCAAGAGACGGUGAUGUUCGACGAACCCAUCUUCCGUUGGAGUAAUCGCAGUCUUUAUUUAUGUUUCGCGAUGAUGGCGGCAACAAUCCGAAACGAAAAAGGGGCUCGAAGGAGGAAGAGCCGAGGAGAUUGACGAUGACGACGCUGGAGAAUAUGAGGAGGCCAAGUAAAGAGAGGCUAGCGAAGAAAUGUUUCUUGAUCUUGAAAACGUACGGACAUGACCAGAGAGAGAAGAGUUGUUGAUGAUGAUCCAUGUUGUGAUGAUCUCUUCUUUCUCUCUUUGAACAAGUCUUCUUUUUCUGUAAACCAGAGAGACGUCAAACUAAUGCGAAUAUUUAUAUGAUUAGUAGUCUAUUACAUCAUGGUGGGCGCUUCCUUGGCCCCACGUUCGUCUUUACAUAUCUCCAGAUUGUAAUUAGCGACGACGUCGGAUCUAAUUUUGUGUAAUAAAAAUUUAAACUAUCAGAGAUGGUAAUGUUUU
Molecule: messenger RNA, 4443 nt
Organism: Thlaspi arvense
Lineage: Eukaryota; Viridiplantae; Streptophyta; Magnoliopsida; Brassicales; Brassicaceae
Source: the annotation of a GenBank genome assembly